AUGGAUAACAAUGACCUCAGCUGCCUUUGCAAAGGCAUGCCAUCAGCAUUGGACGUUCAGUCCUUAGCCAAUAAUCCAGAGCUCCUGAGUGCUAUUUGGGCUUCUGUACAGAUAUCUGCCACUGCAAAAGGCCUUGGUGGUAGUAAACUCUGCUCUAACAGGCUGCUUCAAGUCACCAAGUACCUAAGAGACCUAGAUGAAAAAUUCCAGUGUUUCCGGGAACUUUUACAGCAAGAUGGAGGCAUACUUUCAGGCCCUGCUGAAAAUAAACUGGCUGAAUUGCUCCAGUCUGUCUCCUGCUUUCUCAGCAAGUAUCCAGUUUUGAAUACUCACACCAGCCAGCCAGCCAUAGCCUCUCUUAUCACAUGUGUAAAUGAUCUCGACAGCGAAGCAAAAGGAACUGAAAACAAGAAACGCUAUAGUGAGAUUUUCCGAAGUUUGGAUGCCCUCGAAAUUUCACUUGGAAAUGCGGCAAUUGAAAUGUUUAGUGAUGAUGCUGAUGACAACAGUAAUGGAUCUUCAAACCCACAGCCCGAAAAAGUACAGACUGAUGAAUCUUUCUGUAAAGAUGAAAGGAAUUUGGAGGCAGCAGAUCCAGCAAAUAUGUCAGUUGAAGAAGCUGAUGAGAUGCUGAUCAAAUGUGAAGGUGGUGUAGAAGCAGCCCUAAGGUAUGCCAAAAUGUGGUGCAAAUACGUCAAGGAGCUGUUGAAUUGGAUAGACAAACGCAUUACUUAUGAAAUUGAAUUUGCGAAGAACAUCCUGAAGAUAGCUGAAGCUGGAAGAAAUAUGAUUUUUUCCCAGAACAGUAUGCCUCUCCAGACCCUCUAUACCAUGGUUAUGGAGCAUGACAUAAAGGCAGGGAACGUAGCCAUCGAGACAGCUGGAAUUUUGCAUCUGAGAGAAUAUUAUGAGCCUCUUUGGGCCAAAAGGAAUGAAAUUGAGAAAUGGCGGAAGGAAUUCAAAGAUCAAUGGCAGAAAGAGCAGAAAAGGAUGAAUGAUUCCUUGUCUUCGAUGCGCAAAUCCCGCCUCCAUUACCUCCAGCGUUGUGAGGAUUUGGAAAAAGCCAAAGUGCAAAGUGCCAAAGCAGAAGAAGAGUUCCAGACUAUCACAAAUAGUGGAAACAAGCAGUUGGAAAAACGGCGACGUUAUCGAGAUGAGGCUCAGUUAAAGGUUCAGGAAGCAGAAGUCACAUAUAGAAGCUGUGUUUCCGAAACCAACAAUCGCCGUCUGGAACUGAAAAAAGUCCGAGAGAGAAUUGUCUCUCACGUUCGCAAGCUAAUGUAUCAAGGAGAUGAAAUGCUGAUGAGGGUCUCCUUAAGGAUGUUCAAGCUACAGCAUGCCCAAGCAGAACAAAUCCCUGUAGGGUACCAGAACCUGACUGAAUUCUGCAAGCCCUACAAAAUUGGUGAAAAAUAUCUGGAAUUUAUUCAAAAGCUGCCAAAAAAAGAGCUUCCCAUUGAGGUGUACAGAUUUGAAGAAUUUGCAACAUCAGGGCAGAGGUCACCCUCUUCUGGUAGAAGAAAAAAUAUUGCACCUUGUACUCGUGUUUAUUCAUCAGCUGUUGACCUCAGCAGCUCAUCAGAAGAAACUUCUGGGAAGCCAUCUUCCUCUAGCAGUGAGCAAAGUGCGAAUCAAUCUUUCUACAGUGACACAGAGAGCCUGGGAGGAAGCGCUGAAUGCCAGUCCUUGGAUUCACCCACAUCCAGCCCAGGCCACAAGAAGUUGCUGAAAGCUCCAUCCACUGGAACUGUGUCCUCUUCAGAAGACUGUGAAGACAAAGAUCUGAUAAAAGUCUAUGAGAAUGAUCUAAAUGAUGUUGCAUCUGAAAAUGGCUUGUCCCAUUAUCAGUUUAAAAACAUAAUCCCGUCGAGUGCUGCUCAGACUCACCGGCUGCGGAAACUGAGGGGACCUUCAAAAUGCAGAGAAUGUGAGAACUUCAUGGUCAGUGGUAUUGAAUGUGAAGAAUGCCUGCUGACCUGCCAUAAGAAAUGUCUGGAGAGCCUCCUCAUCAACUGUGGUCAUCGAAAACUGCCAGCCCGGGCAUCACUCUUUGGAAUCCACUUCACUGAUGUGCCAAGGGAUUUCCCAGAGGAGGUGCCAUUUAUUGUGAUGAAAUGCACAUCAGAGAUAGAAACUCGUGCCUUGGGAGUGCAGGGAAUAUACCGCAUUAGUGGGGCAAAAGCACGCAUGGAGAGAUUGUGCCAAGCCUUUGAGAAUGGCCAGAGGUUGGUGGAGCUCUCAGAUCACUCACCCCAUGACAUCACUGGAGUCCUUAAACAUUUCCUUAAGGAGCUUUCCAGCCCUGUGCUUCCAUAUAAACUUUAUGAUGAUUUCAUGGCUCUCUCAAGGACUUUGCAGAAAACUGAAAACAGAACUGGGGAUAAUUCUGAGACGGAUCCCAUCAAGACCACCAAGGAUUUGCUGAGCAAACUGCCAGCAACAAAUUAUAAUACUUUAAGGCACCUCAUUGCUCAUCUGUACAGGGUGGCUGAAAGAUAUGAAGAGAACAAGAUGUCUCCCAACAACCUUGGCAUCAUCUUUGGCCCUACACUAAUCCGCCCUCCCUGUAACAAUGAUGUGUCCAUGUCAUGCCUUGUGGAAUCAGGAUACCAGUCACAGCUGGUUGAAUUUCUUAUCCUCAGCUAUGAAAAGAUAUUUGGGAUGGAUGACCUGCCUUCAGCUGGACUUUGUGAAUGUGAAAACUCUUUGAAACCGGAAAAUAGGCAUUCCGGUGCAUCUUUUGAGAACCCUGCCUCCAAGCUAUGUUUGGGUGAAGAUGAUUGUGGAACUGAGGAUUGUUCCUCCACUGAGGACAAGCAGAAAGACAGCAUGGAGCAAACUCUCAACUCCAUAAGCAGAGACCCCGUAGAGCUGAACAGCACAGAUGAUGCCGAACUGAAAGACUCUACGCUUGAUCUAGAAGUUACGCUCAGUCCACAGUCCAGGGGACGCUUCAGCCGGAUGCCAGUGAAACAUCCUCGUACCAUCAUCCCCAGAGUUUCCAGUCUGCCCCUGCUGGCUGCUGUCCUGUCUAAUUCAGAGGCAGCCAGUGGCCUGCUGGAGACAGGUCCGAGUAGCCGCAGUGCCUCACCCGAUACAUGUGGGAAGCGUAAGCAUUUCGAGAUGACACCAGAGACUGCUAGGAUUGUCUCUAAGCUGCAGCCUCAGAAUGGAACCCAAGAUUAUUGUCAAGCUCGUCUUGGGGCAGCUCUCCAGGAAAAGCCUCUGGAUGCACUGGUAGAAAGUAAGACUGAAUCCUGAGCUAAAAGGUUUUCUUGGGAAGUGAACUGGACAAAGGACUAGGAUCCCAUUUCUUGGGGUCAUCCUGGAAUGCGUAAAUCACAAAACUUCAUGGCUCCCUCUCACCUAGUGUAUUUGGAGAACAAACCAGCCCUGGAUAAGUCUAGGAGGAAUGAGGUAUUUAUACCACUGUCUCCCAAGAAACUCAGCUAUUGCUGAGUUGCUGGGAUACUAGAAACUAUAAACCCAGUGAAGCAGGCUUUCAGAACGGGACUGUUACUGCAAAGGGACUGUGGAGAAGCAAAACAGUCCUAGGGAAAGUGGCAGGAAUUUUGCAGAAAUGGACAGAGCCUUGGAAAUAACUGGUAUAGCUGCUCUCAAGGGCCAUGUUUGGGCAGUAUGUUAAUAUACGGUGUGAGUGUUCAGGAUGGUUCAAGGUUAUAUUUGACAAAGAUAACAUGACUGUGUUGAAACCCCAUGAUGGCGGAUUGGAUCAGAUUCCUACCAGCAAAACAACACAUAUCCUGGAAGUUUAAAGGUAUCAGCAUGAUCACCAAAGGAAGAUAAAUUCUGUGUAAAUUGUGCAAUCAUCCUUGGAAAUCUUGUAAUGCCAUCUCUCUAGCUUCUGAGCCCUAGACAUACCAACCCUCAACAUUGGAAACAUUCUUCUUUUAAAAAAUGAAAAUAUUUUUGGGAA
Messenger RNA from Candoia aspera, 3937 nucleotides. It is a transcript of the gene GMIP, whose product is annotated as GEM interacting protein. Lineage: Eukaryota; Metazoa; Chordata; Lepidosauria; Squamata; Candoiidae. The transcript is spliced from 22 exons. Gene Ontology annotation, biological process: activation of GTPase activity; signal transduction; negative regulation of GTPase activity. Bases 1 to 3261 code for a protein of 1086 amino acids. The record is from RefSeq and is a predicted model, not a curated record. Gene Ontology annotation, molecular function: GTPase activator activity. Gene Ontology annotation, cellular component: plasma membrane.